AUGCGUGCGCGGCUCAUUUCCAAAGAUAUCAAACAGAUAGAUCUGGAUAUUAACCGAACAUAUCGUGAUCACUUGGCAUUUCGUCGAAGAUAUGACGUGAAGCAACAAUCUUUAUUCAAUGUAUUAGCCGCAUAUGCAAUGUACAAUACAGAAGUGGGUUAUUGUCAAGGGAUGAGCCAAAUAGCAGCGCUUUUCCUGAUGUAUAUGGAUGAAGAGGAUGCAUUUUGGUGUUUACAUGCAUUACUUGUUGAUAAAAAACAUUCCAUGCACGGAUUUUUUGUUCCUGGUUUUCCGAAAUUGGUUCGCUUCCAAGCACACUAUGAAAAAAUAUUGCAAAAAUAUCUUCCACGUUUAAAAAAGCAUUUAGAUAAAGCUGGUAUUCCGCCAAUUUAUGUAACAAAGUGGUGGUUUGGGUGUUUCCUGGAUCGAGUCCCAUUUCCGUUAGCAUUACGACUGUGGGAUGUUUUUCUCCUGGAAGGAGAUGUUAUACUGAUUGCAAUGGCAUAUAACAUUAUGAGAAUGCAUGAAAAAACCAUGCGAAAAUUACAAAUGGAGAAUUUUAUGGAAUAUAUACAAACUGUUAUUGCUCAGGAUUUUGGUUUCUCUGAUGAAGAAACAAUGAAAUCAUUACAAGAUUGUCUCAGGAAGUUAUAUAACGAUCGGAUGUUGCUACCACCAUCACCAAAAACCGGUGAUGCAUCUGAAAUACCACUGAAACCAUUUGGACCUGUCCUUAGUCGUUCGAUGAUUGAUAUUCGUUUGGAUAUUGCUGAAAUACAGAGUCGUUGCUCACGUGCCAACUCCGUUGCUGGACGAUCACCAAUUGGAAUACGUCGACAACGGUUGCCGCCAUCCCCAACACCUCUCGCAAAAUACAAGUUGUCACAAUUACCACCUCGAUGUAUGGAACCUGCCCUGCCGGAAAAUUCCCAGUCAAGCAUCUCUUCAACGAGUACUGUGAAAGAUACAAGUUUAAGAGAACACCAACAAACAGCAAAAGUUCUCAUCGAUACAACAAACAAUGCAAAUCUACCGAUACAUCGACCGGAAAGUCGAGAAAGUUGCUCGCAAUUACUCCAACAACAACACACUCCAAUGCAUGCGAAACGGAUUGAAGUGAAAACUACGGGGCCACUAAUUGUUGAGAGAGUGCAGCACGAUAUAAGGAUGAUUGAAAGAAACCCAUCACCGUCCAGGAAACCUAUGCAUGUUGGAAAAGUACAACACGAUAUAAGGAUGAAUGAAAGAAACCCAUCACCGUCCAUGAAACCUAUUCAUGUUGAGAAAGUACAGUAUAAUAUACGGAUGAGUGAAAGAAAUCCAUCACCAUCCAUGAAGCCUAUCCAUGUUGAAAAAGUACAACACGAUAUACGGAUGAGUGAAAAAAACCCAUCAUCGUCCAUGCAACCCAUUCAUGCAUCAUCUUUAUCUCAUAUAAAUAACAAAGGGGAAUUCGAAUCCAGAAGACACCAAUUGCAGCCACAGCAACAACAAAAGCAAUUGAGGCAACAGAGGCAACAACCAAAUUUCCAAUCGAGUAGUGCAACAGCAGCAGUAGCGACAACGCAGUAUUUUGGAGCAACAGGAAAACAAGAACUAUACCAACAACCACUGCCUGAGGAGCCACCCGUUGAUUAUGAUGAUUCAUCCUCUUAUGUUCAGCUGGGACGUUCAUCCGGUUUUAUGCAUUCAUUCUCUUCAGCGGUUGAGUCGCCUACCCGAUUUACAUCUUCAUUCUUCUGUAAUCCUGAUGAUUUCAUUUCCUUAAGACGAAAUGAAGUUGUUCCUGAUGAUUAUUCAUCUGAACUUUUCGAAUCAGACCAUAUUAGACCUAAAUUUAGAAGCCGAUCCGAUAAUGAUGAAAUCUCCCAGCAAGUAUUUCGGCGUACACAUCGUGGUAGCCUUUACGAUAAUGUAUCGUCAUCCACACCAAAUAGUUCAAGUUCAAGUGAUUUAUCACAGCUGAAAUUGACGGAUGAUCAAAGGCCCAUCAAUGGUGACGUGGUUUUUGGGAUUCAUGUAGGAAAUAGCUCAUUGGAUAGACAAUGUAAACACAAUUCUAACAGUUCAGCAUUACAGGAAAAUAAACCUGAACAACGGGUUACUGAGAUCGAAACACGAGUGAUUCAGUUGCCGAACAAUGUAACCUGUGUAAGAGUUGGCGACACCAAAGAUAGUAUGUCAUCAUCAUUUCAACAACGGCAAUAUCAUAAUGUUCCAGUGAGGAGAGAAGGGUAUGAUUCACGGACAGCUGUCGACCGUGGUGAUUAUGACAUUCGUGAUAGUAGCACCAUGGAUCUACAAUUUCAUCACCAUCGUCACUAUCCAUCUAACGCAGUGUGCGUAUAUCCACGACACGAUCAACCUAAUUUGCCAGCGAAAGCCAGUCAGUCGGAAGCUGUUUAUCAUGAACGUAAUACUUAUAUCACUAAUAACAGACAUUUAUUGGAACGACAUCCUCUGCAUAUUCAAUCUGAUCAGUAUCAGUACUAUACAGAUAAAGGUUAA
Messenger RNA from Loa loa (African eye worm), 2508 nucleotides. Its product is annotated as TBC domain-containing protein. The record is from RefSeq and is a predicted model, not a curated record. NCBI's taxonomy places the organism in Eukaryota, Metazoa, Nematoda, Chromadorea, Rhabditida, Onchocercidae. The coding region runs from base 1 to 2508 and encodes 835 amino acids. The transcript is spliced from 13 exons.